ACCAUCAUUCAUAAUUUCAUACUUACCUACCUCUUAGAAAGAGUUCAAAGAGAGAAAUGGCAGCAGAGGAAACCAAGGAGAUGCAAGAAGCAUAUCCAAUGAAAGGUGGGAAUGGUCUCUACAGCUACACCAAGAACUCCAAACCCCAGAGAGCAGCCACAGAUGCUGCCAAAGAACUGAUAAAGAUGGCAAUUGAAGAAAAUUUUGAUAAAGAAAUCCUAUUUUCUUCCAAAACUUUGAGCAUAGCAGAUUUGGGUUGCUCUGUUGGACCUAAUACAUUUUUUGCAGUGCAAAACAUAAUUGAAGCAUUCGAGUCCAGGUACCAAAAACACCAAGAACUGAAUUCUCGAAUCCCUGAGUUUCAAGUUUUCUUUAGCGAUCAUACCUCAAAUGAUUUCAACCUGCUCUUCACUUCCCUUCCUCAGAACAAGCCAUAUUAUGCAGCAGGUGUUCCGGGCUCUUUCUAUGGUCGCUUGUUUCCCAAGGCAUCUCUUCACUUUGUCUAUACUUCUGUUGCCAUUCAUUUCCGUUCUGAAGUACCAAAAGAAGUGAUGAACAAAAACUCCCCUGCUUGGAAUAAAGGCCGGAUUUAUUACAUAUAUUCUUCUGACGAAGUAGUUCGAGCUUAUAAAGCUCAGUUUGAUCGAGAUAUGGAGAAAUUUCUGCAAGCCAGGGCAGAAGAGAUUGUUUAUGGAGGAUUGCUGGUAAUCGUUGUAGGUGGUAUCUCCCAUGGAACUCAUCAUUCUCAAGGUCAUGGAGGUAUGAUCUUAGACCUUCUCGGAACUUGCCUUAUGGACUUGGCAAAGAAGGGAAUUGUAAGUGAGGAUAAAGUGGACAGCUUUAAUAUACCAAUAUAUCACAUGACUCCCCAAGAAGUGGAAGCAGCUGCUGAAAGAAAUGGAUGUUUUAGCGUUGAGAGAAUUGAAGACAUACAUCAUGUGGGAUCAGAUGAAAAUAACUCUCUGUCUAUAACUAAUGCUCAAGAAUUUGCAUCUUAUAUAAGAUCUGGCAUGGAGGGGCAAAUCAAGAAGCAUUUUGGUGAAGAAAUCUUAGAUGUGCUGUUUGACACUUAUAAGAAGAAAAUUGAAGACAAUCCCUCCAUUUUCAAGUCAGGGAAAGCACUUGCUUUCUUUAUCCUUCUUAAACGCAAAGCAAUAAACUAGCUAGCUACCAAUUCUUGUCACCUUAGCUUCUAAUUUCUUUAUGCUUCUCUAUAUUAUGUUAUGUUUCAGUUUGCUGUUUAUCUGGUUCAAAAAAUAAAUGUGGCAGUUUUUAUAGAGCUCAGAAAGCCAAUUUUCCAUGAACCCGGGACCACAAAUAUGAGUAGAAUCUAUGGGUUCCACAUGUGGUUUCACUCAUUUUUGUGAAUAAGUACUAUAUGUUAUUGGACAAUGGAAUUUGUAACACUCAUAAAGUAUAUGUAUUAUUUUUAUUUUACUUAA
This is a messenger RNA of Ziziphus jujuba (common jujube), 1442 nucleotides long. RefSeq names its product loganic acid O-methyltransferase-like. The record is from RefSeq and is a predicted model, not a curated record. The transcript has 3 exons. The coding region runs from base 57 to 1163 and encodes 368 amino acids. Gene Ontology annotation, molecular function: S-adenosylmethionine-dependent methyltransferase activity. Lineage: Eukaryota; Viridiplantae; Streptophyta; Magnoliopsida; Rosales; Rhamnaceae. Gene Ontology annotation, biological process: methylation.